GCGGCCUUCAUCGCGGGUGCAACUACAUACCACAUCUACGUGGUGCAGGUGCUCUAUGAUGUGUUCUAGGAGAGCGAAGUUUGGGCUUGGUUCGGCCUGGCAGGCCUACAAUAUUGUAUGGGGAGGGUGCGGGAGACGGGAACCGCUCAGCUGGCUCUGCAGAUGAGCCCGAUUAAGGCAACUGGUUGCCCAAUCGGCAACCUCGUAUCCUCCAGACCGCCCGAUGAGAGGCCUUAUCUACUCAGUUCUGACCACGGGGAUCUCAUCCAGUUCAUCAUCAUCAAUCAAGCUAUCCCAUCGCUGCAGCCAAGCUUCACUGGCCCGUUUUUGUGCUACUCACCCUCAACAGGCGCGACCCGCAGUCUAAAAGAAGUACGCUUGAUUAUGAUGGGUUCCUCCACUGCAAAGUAUUACCAAGCUAUAUAUGUUCGCGCUGAGUUACAAUUUGUAGAGCCCGACCAGGUCGUCUGCGUCAAUUGCGGUGGAACUCACUCCAUGCAAUAUUACGAACGGUCACAGCCUCACAAAGCUAUCUGCGCAUACUGUUCAAGCUCUCUCGCCUCUUCUGUUCUCGAGAUCGUGACUGCAUGCCUCAAAUGCGGAGCGGCUCAUUAUCUACAGCCACGCGAACGAACAGAUCCUCGUAAGAGUCUACGCCGGUCCUGUGGAAACCACCUCCCGCGAUCCAUAGAGCUGCACUAUGUGAGAUGUCUCAACUGCGACGAGCUUCCCUACGUGCCCUUGUACGAACGACGACAGCCUCACCUGGCUGUUUGCGCAUCCUAAAUCUGCGUAGCGUUCAAGGUACCAAUUGCAAGAAUACUCAUUACUUUUCUGGGUAUGAACAAGCACAACCUCACAAAGCCAAUUGCGGAUACUGUGGACAAUCUCUCUCGCGCUCUGUGGAGGAGGCUCUGAUUGGGGUUGGGUCAGCGAUUGAUGGUGCUUUGUGAACAGGGAGGUAGCGAAUAUAUUGGGCUUUUCUUCAAAGAUUGCGGCCAUUCUUAUUGCCCCUUCCACGACCAACUAGAUAGAAAGAAGGUCGCAAGCAAUAUGGGUGCAAUCGCCAUACUUCGAAAGAUAAA
Molecule: messenger RNA, 1085 nt
Organism: Mytilinidion resinicola
Lineage: Eukaryota; Fungi; Ascomycota; Dothideomycetes; Mytilinidiales; Mytilinidiaceae
Exons: 4
Coding region: 118-786 (222 amino acids)
Source: RefSeq, a predicted model, not a curated record